AUGAAUCCUCUGCCGCGAAGGGCAUCCCUCAUCAGUCACCAUAUAGACACCUUCGAUGUCUCCCUCACAAGAAGCUUCACUGGAGGCGCUGAGAGAUAUGCAAGUUCAGUGGUUGCAGCGACUACCGGCCCCAUCGACGAACCCCGGUCACCGAGCUAUGAAGUGAGAUGGAUUGAUGGAGACCCCGAGAACCCUCGCAAUUGGUCACUCUUAUACAGGACGAUCGUGGUUGCAUCAAUGGGAUACAGUGCAACGGUCAUCACUCUCGCCAGUACGUGCUAUUCAGUGACAAUUCCAGGCCUGGAAGACGAGCUUGGAAUUACCAAGAUUGUGGGCCUUCUAGGAAUCACCACAUAUCUCUUGGGAAUGGCAGCAGGAAGCCUGCUCUUGGCGCCAGUGAGCGAAAUGUAUGGCCGUCGCCCCGUGUAUUUUGUGUCUGUGGGUCUCUUUACUAUAAUGACUUUUCCAGUUGCCUUGGCCCACAACAUCGAAACUAUUUUGGUCUUUCGCUUCCUAAGCGCAUUUUUUGGAAGCGCCAUGGUAUCAAAUUCACCUGGUUCUGUCAGUGAUGUGGUCUCGGAUCAUCACCGUCCUAUGGCAUUUGGAUUCUGGGCUAUUGGUCCAUUGAACGGACCAGUCCUCGGUUCGAUCCUGGGCGGUUUUAUUUACCAAUAUCUUGGUUGGCGAUGGACGAACUGGAUUAUCAUGAUAAUGGGUGGGUUGUCAUUUGUGUUAUUGGCUUUUGUCAAGGAGACAUAUACACCCAUCCUGCUUCGAAAGCGAGCCCAGAAGGAAAGAGCCGACACAAAUGACCCUAAGUGGUGGAGCGCUUAUGAUAACAAUCUCCCUUUUCUGUCAUUCUGUCGUAUCAACAUCAGUCGCCCAAUUGUUAUGAUAUUGACCGAACCUAUUUGUAUCUUCUGGGACUCAUACGUCGCGGUUUCAUACGGUAUACUUUACCUCUGUUUCGUGUCAUAUCCGAUUGCCUUUCAAACAAACCGAGGCUGGUCACCAGGCAUUGGCGGGCUCUCAUAUCUUGGAAUAGGAUGUGGGACAUUGAUCACCAUAUUCAUGGAGCCUGUUUUGAGAUGUUGGAUCCGUUCCCAUCCCAAAGACCCAGAAACAGGCGUUGUGCCACCAGAAGCCACCGUGAAGCCAAUAACAGUCGGGGCUAUUUGUUUAGCCGUUGGCCAAAUUUGGUUUGCGUGGACCUCAACCCCUAACGUGCACUGGGUUGUGCCCAUCUUAGCAGGGAUCCCAUUCGGGGCUGGGAAUGCUGCCUUGUUCAUUUAUUCGAGCAAUUACCUUGCUCAUUCGUAUGGGCAGUACGCUGCUUCGGCAUUGGCUGGCAACACGGUCGUAAGGAGCAUUCUGGGUGCUGUGCUGCCACUCGCGGGUCCUUCUAUGUACGCCACUUUGGGUCUCAACUGGGGCGGUUUCCUUUUGGGAAUGGCGGAGACAAUUUGUAUCUUGAUACCUUUCGUUUUUCUGUAUUAUGGUCAUCGAAUUCGGCGGGCGAGUCCCUUGAUUCAGCAAAUGCAACAAGAGAGGGAUGCUAGGUUGGGAGCAACUAGGGCUUUUGAGGAUAACCCAAAGUUCAGCGCAUCCUGA
Molecule: messenger RNA, 1611 nt
Organism: Penicillium olsonii
Lineage: Eukaryota; Fungi; Ascomycota; Eurotiomycetes; Eurotiales; Aspergillaceae
Source: the annotation of a GenBank genome assembly